AUGUCUAGCCCCAGCAGCAGCGUUUACGUCCACCAGAGCACUUCUAGCCGCUCUUCCAGCUCAUCUCGCCGUUCAACAGACUCCAGCCCUCGCCCUAGUACUACUUACCGCGAAUACGAUGCUGCAAACCACACUACACGAGUGACUCAAUCUGGCCGCACCAUCAUUGUCCAGCACAACAAACGCCACUACGACCCCAGCUCGCCCUCUCCUUCCUAUAGAUCCUAG
Messenger RNA from Trichoderma asperellum CBS 433.97, 228 nucleotides. RefSeq lists its product as uncharacterized. Lineage: Eukaryota; Fungi; Ascomycota; Sordariomycetes; Hypocreales; Hypocreaceae. The record is from RefSeq and is a predicted model, not a curated record.